AUGGCACCCACAGCCACCGAAACCGAGUGGGAUCACCAGUUCAACACUCUGCGCCGUGAAAAUCUCUUCCGAAAUCCUCCUACGGACCACACCGCCUAUCCCGCCCUUCAAUUAGCCGUCAACCCCCAUAUCGAAUCCUUCAAUGCUAUCUUUCGUGACGAUGGCAAGACUGGCCUGUUGGCGCAUGGCAUAGCCGAUAUUGGCGCUAAAACUUUCCUCGAUGGCGACGACCGCGCCCCCUCGGAUGGAAAGAACAGUGUUACUGUUCGGUACAAAGACGUCUUCCUACAGAAGCCUCAGGUCCCCCCCUCUAAUAAGCUGGCCCGGAACCGCCAGGUUUUCCCCGCCGAGUGCAGAGAGCGUCACGUCACAUACAGAGGAAGGCUCUCGGCUACUCUCGAGUACCGCAUCAAUGGCGGUGACCCGGUCGAGUUUACUCGAGAAUUCGGCCAGGUUCCUGUCAUGAUCAAGUCAAACAGAUGCCAUCUCGAAGGCAACACACCCGCGCUCCUCGUCGAGAGAAAAGAGGAGUCUGAAGAGCUCGGAGGUUAUUUUAUUGUGAACGGUAUCGAGAAAAUCAUUCGAUUGCUGCAGUUGAACAAGCGAAACUUCCCCAUGGCCAUCAACCGACCCAGUUUCCAGAACCGUGGCCCUGGUUACACUCCUUACGGUAUCAUUCUCCGUGCAGUCCGUCCCGACGAGACCUCUCAGACCAACGUUCUUCACUACCUCAACGAUGGUAACAUGACCUUCCGUUUCUCGUGGCGCAAGAACGAGUAUCUCGUUCCUGUUAUGAUGAUUCUCAAGGCCCUGGUGGAGACCAACGAUCGCGAAAUCUUCGAAGGCUUGAUUGGCCCUGCCGGUUCCAAGGCAGCCGGAAACACCUUUUUGACGGACCGAAUUGAGCUUCUGCUACGCACGUACAAGUCCUACAAUCUCUACAGCAAGUCGGAUACAAGGGCAUUCUUGGGUGAGAAGUUCCGAGUCGUUCUCGGAGUUCCAGACACUAUGACCAACUAUGAGGUCGGUACGGAGUUCUUGCGCAAGAUUGUUUUGGUACACCUUGGCAAUAUUGAUGUCACCGAAGAGCAAGACAAAGAGAAGUACAAGCUCCUUCUCUUCAUGAUCCGAAAGCUGUACGCACUUGUCGCUGGAGAAUGCGCUGUCGAUAACCCUGAUGCUGUCCAGAACCAGGAGAUUCUGCUUGGUGGUUUCCUGUACGGACAAAUCCUUAAGGAAAGACUCGACGAGUUCCUCAGCGUCAACGUUCGAGCAUCCCUGCGAGAAUACAUGCGGAGGAACCCUGGUAUUCCAUUUACCUCUGAGGAAUUCCGUAAAGAGUUCCCUAACAACAUUUUCCGCAAGGCCAACGAAAACCUCGGUAAUGCGUUGGAAUACUUUAUGUCAACGGGUAACUUGCAGAGUCAGUCAGGUCUCGACUUGCAACAAACGGCCGGUUUCACAGUCGUGGCUGAAAAGCUGAACUUUACGCGAUUCAUCAGUCAUUUCCGAAUGGUUCAUCGUGGUGCCUUCUUUGCCCAACUGAAGACAACAGCCGUGCGAAAGCUGCUUCCAGAGUCAUGGGGUUUCAUGUGUCCCGUCCACACACCUGAUGGUUCUCCUUGUGGCUUGUUGAAUCAUAUGGCCCACAAGGCAAAAAUAUGUACGGAUUACGUAGACGUAUCCCGUCUCCCAACUCUUGCUACCGAGCUAGGAAUUGUUGAUGUCUCGUCUGCUUCCACCGACGAAAACGUUGUCGUUAUGCUUGACGGCAAGAUCCUUGGAUACUGUACCCCUAAGGAGUCUAUCAGAAUCGCUGAUUGCUUCCGAUACUGGAAGGUAGAGGGUACCCACGGAGUUCCUCUGCAACUCGAGAUCGGUUACGUUCCUCCUUCCAGGGGUGGAUCUUACCCUGGUAUCUAUAUGACUUCAACGCCCGCGAGAAUGGUGCGCCCUGUGAAGUACCUUCCUCUGCAAAAAGAGGAUUGGGUCGGCCCUUAUGAGCAGCCUUAUAUGUCCAUUGCUGUCGUGCCACAAGAGGUUGAAUCUGGCAAGUCAACACACGUGGAGUUUGAUCCUACCAACAUUCUCUCUAUUCUCGCCAACAUGACCCCUUUCUCCGACUUUAAUCAAUCGCCUAGAAAUAUGUAUGCUGAUAUUGCUAUUGCCCUACCACUGCCCUUCGAAGUGCUUGCAGAACUAACAAUCGACAGGUAUCAAUGUCAGAUGUCAAAACAAACUAUGGGAACUCCUAGUACUGCUUCUGUAUACCGCACAGAUAAUAAAACCUAUCAAAUUCAGACAGGACAGACACCUAUCGUUCGAGCACCCCUUCACAACACUUAUGGGUUCGACAACUUCCCGAACGGUUUCAAUGCGGUCGUCGCUGUUAUUUCUUAUACUGGUUAUGAUAUGGACGACGCUAUGAUUCUCAACAAGAGUGCUCACGAGCGAGGCUUCGGCCAUGGUACCAUCUACAAGACAAAGAAGAUUUCACUCAAGGAUGACUCUCGAACGAAGGCUACCAAGAGCGUCACCAAGGCCUUUGGGUUUGCUCCUCAUAGUUACGUGAGUGCCCAGUACCAGGGCAUGUUGGACGACGAUGGUUUGCCCUAUGUUGGACGUCUGAUCCAGGAGGGAGACGUCAUCUGCGCCUGGCACACUGUAACUCCCGACUACAAUGGUAAACUGGUGAACCUCGACGGUAUUACUCAUUAUGAGAAGUACAAGGACUCGGAAGAGGGUUUCGUGCAAGAGGUCAGAUUACUGGGGGCCGAAUCAGGCAACGAAAUCUUGCAAGCCAUAUCUGUUAAGUUCCGAAUUCCUCGAUCCCCCAUUGUUGGUGACAAGUUCUCGUCUCGUCACGGACAGAAGGGUGUUGCUUCACAAAAGUGGCCAACAAUGGAUUUGCCAUUCUCCGAGACUGGCAUUUCUCCCGAUAUCAUUAUUAAUCCACAUGCCUUCCCCUCACGUAUGACCAUAGGGAUGUUCGUCGAGUCGCUAGCAGGCAAGGCUGGCGCGCUGCAUGGUCUCGCGCAAGACUCAACUCCGUUCAAAUUCGACGAAGAAAACACCGCCGGAGAUUACUUUGGCCACCAGUUGAUGAAGGCCGGGUACAAUUACCAUGGAAACGAGCCCAUGUACUCGGGUAUAACUGGAGAGGAGCUUCAAGCUGAUAUCUACAUCGGAGUCGUUUACUACCAGAGGCUACGUCAUAUGGUAAACGACAAAUUUCAAGUGAGAACGACUGGCCCAGUUGUACCGACGACUGGCCAGCCCAUCAAAGGUCGAAAGAGAGGUGGUGGUAUCCGUGUCGGAGAAAUGGAGCGUGAUGCUCUUCUGGCACACGGAACGGCAUUCUUGCUCCAGGAUCGUUUGCUCAACUGUUCCGAUUACUCCAAAUCGUGGAUUUGCCGCCGUUGUGGUUCGUUCCUUUCUGUGCAGCCCACAGUGUCACAGUUCGCACCAGGCAAGAAGAAGGCCGCAAGCAUCGUACGAUGCCGCGCUUGCGCAAUCAAGCUGGAUGAUUCGGAGGGAGUGGACCUGACCGAGGUCUCUGGGGAGAUGUGGGAAGAUGGACAGGGCAAUUCCUGGGUUGGUGGUGACCAAACUACGCAGGUUGUUGUGCCAGGUGCGCUCAAGUAUCUCGAUGUGGAGCUUGCAGCAAUGGGUGUCAAGCUCAAGUACCGAGUGGACCGCAACGAUGAGCCUAGAAAGGGUCCGAUGAAGCCUAUGGCAUUGGAUGGCGUUCGGGUUGGAAAAUAG
Molecule: messenger RNA, 3765 nt
Organism: Fusarium venenatum
Lineage: Eukaryota; Fungi; Ascomycota; Sordariomycetes; Hypocreales; Nectriaceae
Source: RefSeq, a predicted model, not a curated record